ACACUUAUAAAAAAAGUAAAACAAUCCAGAGAAAAAUUGAAAAGAGACCCGACCCGUCUUGAACCAUAAGACCCAAUUGCAAUUCAUCGCUUCACCUUUUAUGAUUUUCUUCUCCAAGUUGCAAGCAACGUUGAAGAAACAGGGUUGUAUUUUGUCUCUGAAACCAAUCAAAUCCGAAGAGAUUACAAAAAAUGGCGUUGAAGUUUUUGAACAAGAAAGGAUGGCACACGGGAAGUCUCAGGAACAUAGAAAACGUUUGGAAAGCAGAGCAGAAGCAUAACGCUGAGGAGAAGAAACUCGAUGAACUUCGUAAGCAGAUUCAAGAGGAACGUGAACGUAGCGAGUUUCGUCAGCUUCAGGAAAAAGCUGGUCUCGUCCCUCACCAGGAGAGGUUGGAGUUUUUGUAUGAUUCGGGAUUGUCCGUUGGUAAGACUUCUGAAGGUUUCAAAGCCCUUGAAACUGUACCCAAAUCCGAUGCAACAGAUGCACCUUCUUCUUCUUCUGCUUCUAAGCAGGAUGCAGGUGUUCCUGGAGCUUUAUUUGAGGACAAGCCUCAGUCUGCUAAUGAUGCUUGGAGAAAGCUCCAUUCUGAUCCCUUGCUGAUGAUUCGCCAGCGCGAACAGGAAGCACUUGCAAAGAUUAAAAACAACCCUGUCAAGAUGGCCAUGAUUAGAAAAUCAGUUGAAGGAAAGGAAGACAAGAAGAAAGACCGCAGUAAGAAAGAAAAAAAGAAGCAUCGAUCCAAAUCAAAGCAUAAAACACAGUCUGAUUCAGAAGAUGACAUAGCUGAAAGGAGAAAAAGAAGGGCCAGUGAUGAAGACUUUGAAAAGAAACGUCACAAGGCUCAAUCAGAUUCAGAGAAUGAAUCAAGUGAAGGAGAAAGGAGGAGAAGGAGGGUUCACUAUGAAGACAAAAAAUACAAAGAAAGAUCACCUAGUCACCACAGGAGUCAAAGCGAAGUCAAAGACUAUAAAGAUGCUGAUAACAGAAGGAAGAAUCAUUAUGAAGACAGAAAAUACAGAGAAGGAUCACCCAGUCACCACCGGAGUCAAAGAAAAGUCAAUGACUAUAAAGAAGAUGCUGAUGACAGAAGGAAGAAUCACUAUGAAGACAGGAAAUACAGAGAAAGAUCACCCAGUCACCACCAGAGUCAAAGCAAAGUCAAAGACUAUAAAGAAGACGCUGAUGACAGAAACGAUAACAGAAACGAUAACAUGUCAAAGUCAGGAAGAUAUGCUCCAGAAGGUCAGUCCGAUUUUGAUGUUUCUAAAAGGGGGAAUGGGAGCUUUCGAGAACCAAGCUCUACUAGAUCUUCUGCUACUUCGCUUGAGCGACAGUCACGCUAUAAGCGGAGAAAUGUGGCUCCUAAGCUUUCAGAAGAAGAGAGGGCUGCUAAACUUAGGCAGAUGGAACUUGCUGCUGAGUUGCAUGAAGGGGAGAGAUGGAAACGGAUAAAGAAGGCUGAGGAGACUGAUGCAAAGGAAGCAAUCCAGAACACUAGUUCUGUUGGAAAGAAUUUCUUGGAUAAUGCUCAAAAAAGUAUAUAUGGUGCUGCAGAAGGGGGGAGCUCAUCAAUAGCUGAGAGUGUUCGACGGCGGACACAUUAUUCCCAAGGGAAAUCUGGAGGUGAAGGCAAUGCAUUUAGGCGGUAAAUGUUUUGCUGUGUUUUAUCACUUGAUUUUAGUUAUCCCAACUGUCCCCAGAGCUCUCUGAAACACGUUUUGUCGUCCUUGUCGUUGUAUCAACAUUUGAUUCAUUCUAUGUAUCAAAUAAGGGAAUGGAUCCUCUGAAUUUAUAAACAUGAUGAUGCUAAAGGUGUAGUAGCAAUGAGAUUAUUUUAAUAUAGUUUAGCCUUCAUGAUUAAAAAUUUCCAACAUUCCUUGUGAUUUUGAAGUAUUCAAGUUUGAUCUGACAUUACUGUUUUGAUGUACUCCCUAUCUGUCAUACUGUAUAUUUCUGUUUGGGUAAUGUAUGUAUGAUGUGUUUAUUAUAACGGGAUUCUGUAGUGGCUACUAAUCUUAAAUUUCUUUUUCUUUA
Messenger RNA from Lathyrus oleraceus (garden pea), 2037 nucleotides. RefSeq lists its product as uncharacterized. The record is from RefSeq and is a predicted model, not a curated record. The coding region runs from base 192 to 1652 and encodes 486 amino acids. Lineage: Eukaryota; Viridiplantae; Streptophyta; Magnoliopsida; Fabales; Fabaceae. Gene Ontology annotation, biological process: mRNA splicing, via spliceosome. Gene Ontology annotation, cellular component: U2-type spliceosomal complex. The transcript has 4 exons.